UUCAGCCAGAUAGGCAGGCAGAGAAGAAAAAAUGGCGGCCCUGGGCGAACCAGAACGGGACGCCGGGCUAACGUUUUGAGCUCUCGCAUUCUGGAAGGCGCAGGGGGGGCUGCAACGGGGUCACGGCGUGAUCCGCACCGGUUCGUGUGUGUGGUGUUACCGUUUUCGCUCGCAACCGUGUAUGCCAAAUCCACGCAAACGUCGGGAUUGUAAUAUAAUAGGUUUCGCCUAUCAUGAGAGGGAAAAGGGGCAGGCCGCCCAAACCGCUACAAACGGAGGAUCCAUCCCCAGCUUCGACCCGGGGCUUGCGACCCAGGAGGAACAUAAAACCGAAGUUUAGGGACAGUGGGGACGAGGACGUCGAGAGCCCACAAAGGGAGACCYCAAAAUCAGCCAAAAAGAAGAAAGCACCAUCGACACGGGGCAGGGGACGAGGUAAAGGUGGCGGUGGUGGCAGAGGUGGUCGUGGUGGAAGGCGGACGGCUGUGCCCAAAACCGUGGUGUACGAUGACCACGAGAGCGAGGAGGAAGAGGAUGCUGUGAGUCUGAGGUCCGAGGAGGAUGAGUUUGUCGAGGAGGAAGCCCAGUCCGAGGAGGAUGAGGGCCUCAAAGAGGACUCUGACUGCCUAGAAGAUGAUGRGCUGGAGGAGGAAGAGGAUGGUGCCAGCUUCUGCACAGAGAGCAGCUUUCGGAGCCACAGCACUCACGCCAGCACUCCGGGGAGAAAAAAAAUGCGAGCCCCUCGCCCUCGCACUCCCACUCUCGAGAACAAGGAGAUUCCUCCACUUGAGCUUCCAGAAACCUCCGAGGAUCUUUUGGUGCCUAAUGAAGAGCUGCUUAACAUCACCUCCAUCUAUGAGGUGCUACGGAAUUUCAGCACCGUGCUCCGCCUCUCCCCCUUCCGCUUUGAGGACUUCUGUGCAGCACUCAUUGGCCGGGAGCAGUGCACGUUAAUAGCUGAGACCCAUAUCUCCCUAUUGAAGGCCAUCCUGCGUGAGGAAGACUCCUCCAACACCACCUUUGGCCCUGCAGACCUCAAGGACAGCGUCAACUCUACUCUGUACUUUAUUGACGGCAUGACGUGGCCCGAGGUYUUGAGGUCUUACUGUGAAAGUGACAGAGAGUUUCAUCGCGUUCUGCCACACCUAGAGACGGACGAGUAUCCCUACGGUCCUCUUGAGAGUAAGAUCAAGGUGCUCCAGUUCUUGGUGGAUCAGUUCCUCACCACCAACAUCGCCCGAGAGGAGCUCAUGUCUGACGGCAGCAUGCAGUAUGACGACCACUGUCGCGUGUGUCACCGCCUGGGUGACCUGUUGUGCUGCGAGACUUGCUCAGCGGUCUAUCACCUGGAGUGCGUGAAACCCCCGUUGGAGGCUGUUCCGGAGGAUGAGUGGCAGUGUGAGGUUUGCGUGGCACACAAAGUGCCCGGAGUCACAAACUGUGUGACUGAGGCACAGAAAAACAGGCCUUAYAUUCGCCAGGAGCCCAUUGGAUAUGAUAGACAUCAGAGGAAAUACUGGUUCUUCAAUCGGAGGAUUAUUGUUGAGGAGGACGGGGAGCAUGAGAAGAAAAAGAUCUGGUACUACAGCUCGAAGGCACAGCUGGAGGAACUCAUCGAGUGUUUGGAUAAGGAAUACUGGGAGACGGACCUUCAUGCCGUCCUGGAGGAGACGAACGAGGAGGUGAAAGCUCACAUGGACAUCACAGAGGACCUCACCAACAGAGCUCGUGGCAGCAAUAAAUCUUAUCUCGCUGCUGUCAAUGAUGUGGUUCUGGAGCGGUUAAAGAUAAGGCGAGUGGCGCAGGAUGCAAAGAGGCGAGUGGAGGACAAGCAGGAAGCAGAGCGUGGCUCAGUAAAUACAACUGAGGUCGAUGCUCAGAUCUCAUUACAACCCGACAAGACAAAGGAUGCAGCGAACGUGGGUGAUGYUAACUCCCAAGCAGCUGCUGUUCAACCUGCAGCAGAAGAGAGGCUCACAUCAGAUAASCCUGCCUCUGCUACCCAGGAUGCAGCUGCACUAAAGACACAAUCACUUGAGAAAAAUGGUGAAGCAGAAGCUGAUCGUUCUGGGAACCAAGACAGUGGAGAGUCUCCUCCACUAGGAAAGCAGGGAGCGACAGACGUGAAUCAGAAAUCUGAAUCUGGUAGUGAAGUUGCACAAAGUGACGACUCGUCACCAACUCAAGAUCAAUCACAGCAGCGAUCGUCUCAACCAAAGGCAGCUGGUGACGGUAGCCAGGUUUCUGGUUCUGAUGGUCUCCGUAAGCUGGAACCACCCGAUCAAGCUGACAGGUCGUCCCAGUCCUCUUUCACCAGCCAUGAUGGCACGGAUGAGUAUAACGAACGGAUCAGGAAUGAAAAAACAGCUGAACAGGAAUCCAAAAACCAAAUACACAGAAGCAGCAAAGAGUCAUCUCCUGUCCGUUUCACCGGUGACUCCACACGUCUGAGCUUCUUGAAAAGGGACCUGGCGGUAAAUUUAAACAACUUGUUCAAACUGGGUCAGGAGGGCAAGUACAGGGUCUACCAGAACCAUUUCAGCACCAACGUCCUGGCGCUCAACAAACAUCAGCACCGGGAGGAUUACGACAAGAAGCGCCACCUCUCCCACAAGUUCAGCCUGACCACCGCCUCAGAGUUCAAAUGGAACGGCUCCAUCUACGGGUCGCGGAGUCUGACCGUCUCCACCAUUCGGCUCACCAUCAUCCAGCUGGAAACCAACGUGCCGGGUCCUUUUAUGCAUCCCAACUGGGCAUCGCACAGGACCAACUGGAACAAAGCAGUGCAGAUGUGCAGCAAAGCCAGGGAAUUUGCUUUGGCUUUGGCUAUUUUGGAGUGUGCAAUCAAACCAGUGGUUAUGCUGCCUGUGUGGAAGGAGUCUCUGGGACACACAAGGUUACAUCGUAUGACCUCGAUGGAGCGGGAGGAAAAGGAGAAGGUGAAAAAGCGCGAGAAAAAGCUUGAGGAUGAAGAGAUCUUGCAGCAGGCCACAUGGGUGAAAUACACCAUCCCCAUCAAGCAUCAGGUGUGGAAACAGAAGGGCGAGGAGUAUAGAGUGACUGGAUAUGGUGGUUGGAUCUGGGUCAGUAAGACUCACGUGCCCCGUUUUGUUCCAAAACUACCAGGAAACACAAAUGUAAACUACCGUAAAGAAUUAGAGGCUAAAAUGAAUAAAGAAAAUUCUGUAGUUAAUACRAAAAAACACAAAGAGAUGACGAAAUGCAAGAAGGAGGCCACUCGGAUGGAAGAAGUCAAGGAAAGCUCACUGGCCACUGAAUCGUCUAUGGUCACUUCCUCGACUGACGACAGUAAACCUCAGACCACCAAAGAGGAAGAAAAGCCUCCAAAAGAUGAGCAGGAAGUUGCUGCUGAAGAUAAGAGUGUAGAUGAAAAAAUGGAGGUUGACUCCAGCCUGUCUGCUUCAGCUGAUACAAGAGAAAAAGCUGAAAGCAACGGCCCUUCUUCAGCCACUGCGCAUCCCGUUGGAGUCGAACCUUCUCCGGCACCCGAACAAACCAAAAAGGAYGAGACGGCAGCGUCGAAGAUCUUUUACGACGUUGUGAACGUCAGYGAGGGCUUCCAGCUGAGGACAGCUUAUAAGAAGAAGGUGAAGCCGUCCAAACUGGAUGGACUCUUGGAGCGUCGGGUAAAACAGUUCACCUUGGAGGAGAAACAGAGACUGGAUCGGAUGAGACAGGCAGCCGCCUCGUCUAAAACAGCAGCCACAAAGCCCACGUUCGGGGUUAAGACUGAAGGAACUGCAUUAAGCAAACAGCAGCCUGCUAUCACCUCGGGUGUUAAAGCAGAGGAGAAGGAGGAGAACCAGCAAGUGAAAGACCCUGUGGUGAAAAAACUCGACUUCGAGCAGGAGGAUACAAAGACGGAGAGCGUGGACAUCAAAUCAGACCCUGAAAUCAAGGAGGAAGCCUGUACCAAUGAAGAGGUGAACGGAGAAUCUGAGCUCAGCUGUCAGUCAGAGAAGACUGAACCCAACGAAAAAACCCUGAAUCAAGAAGUUCCUCAAAAACCUGAGAACCCUAAGAAACGGGGCUAUGAUGAAAUGGAGCAAAGCAGCGGCAAGAGCGACACAGAAAACACAGAGGAAACUCAAAGUAAGAGCGGCCCAUCACAGCUGAAUGGAAAAACCACAGCAGUGGACUCAAACAACUCAGAGCCCGGGACUGAAACCCUGGGUGUGGUUUCAGAUCCAGAGAAGGAGCCGGUCAAGUCUCUGAUGAAUGGGAAUCUGUCCCAGAAUGAGUUUUCUAAUGCAGCUCAUCCUCCUCCUCUCAAAGUCCCAAAGUUGGAGAACCACGUGGGAGAAGAAGGAGAGCCUUUAAAUAAGAGUGACAGUGUGAUGACGGACUGUGAGGCUCUGGUACCAGCGAAGCUCCAACCGUCCAACACUUCCUGCCACAUUAGUAAUAACGCAGACGUUUGCACUAACCGUGACGGUGUAAAAACCUCCAUCAAUAAUGUCUCCUCAAAGGAGCCUCAGAACGCUCUAACGCCUGACACAUCCAGCAGUAUUAGCAAGCYCGGUGUACCCUCUCAAGGAGAAAUGAGCUUGCCUUCAUCUGGUACCGGUCCCAGCACCACCCAGCCCGGUGUUGAAGCAGCUGGCUCCCAGAAGAGAAAACUUAACGAAGCCAAAGCGGGACCCUCGUCAGGCGGCUCCAUGAUUAGCAAAGAGUACUCCACUAGAGACAGAGUGAGCCUUCUCAGGUUCUCCAAGUCAAAGAAGGCCCGCUCGGGAACAGCACUGCCGUCCUACCGUAAGUUUGUGACCAAGAGCAGCAAGAAGAGCCUUUUUGUCCUCCCAAACGAUGACCUGAAGAGGCUGGCGAGGAAGGCGGGCAUUAAAGAAGUGCCCAUCUUUAGCUACAACGCCAAGCCAGCGUUGGAUAUCUGGCCCUACCCUUCACCUCGGCCCACUUUUGGGAUCACGUGGAGGUACCGUCUGCAGACUGUGAGGUCUCUGGCAGGUGUUAGUUUGAUGCUGAGGCUGCUGUGGGCCUGUUUGAGGUGGGACGACAUGGCUGUGAAGCCCUCCGCUGCUGUGGGGACGACACGGAAAGAAACCACAGACACAGACAUCAUCACAACAGAGAUUAUAAAGAGGAGAGAUGUGGGGCCGUAUGGCAUCCGCUCAGAGUACUGCAUCAGGAAGAUCAUCUGUCCCCUCGGAAACAGAGACACUCCAAAAGAAACCCCAACCCCACAGAGGAAAGGCCUGCGCUCCAGUGCCCUGAGGCCCAAGAAGCAGGAGCCAGCCAAGCAGACUGGGCCUGUGGCUGUGGAGACCUGGAUACCUGAAGAGGAACUGGAGCUUUGGGAGAUCCGAGCUUUUUCAGAGAGAGUGGAAAGGGAUAAGGCACAGGGUUUAGAUCCUGCCAAGGCCAGCAGCACCCUGAAAACAGCAGAGGAAGUGAAAGCCCAUUUGGAGAAUCAGCUGAAGCAGGCCAGACUGGCUGCCCAGCAGAAACGUCUGGAGCAGCAGAAACUGAGCACAACCACCACCACUUCCACAACCACCACCACCACCACAUCAGCCAGCUCUCCCRGCACCCCGACCACAACAGGCCUGAGGACGGGUCCAUUGACACCUGGAACCAAGAUGGCCCUGUCCUCCAAGCUGGGCUCCUCGGUGUCAUUACAACAAGACAAGAACUUCCAGCAGUCGUUUGCCUCCUGGGUGAAACAGGGCCAGAACAACAGCAGCAGCAGCAGCAGCAGCAGCAGCAGCACAGGUGGAGGUCAGCAGAAAGUUAUGGGUAUYUUCCCUCAUGGGCCCCCUGCCAACCUUCGGACGUACAGCACGCUGCAUCCUACGACUGGAAACAUGAACCUCAGAACUGCUUCUUCUGCCUCAACCACUCAGCCACAGGUGACAACAACGGUAGGACAAACUCAGCCUGGAGCAGCUUCUGUUCCUGGAGGCACAGUAGUCCGAGCUCCAGCUCAACAAGGUCAGUCUCAACAUGCACCUGGGACUCCUCCUGCUCUGAGAGCAGCAGCUCCUACACCAUCAACUCCUUCUGCCACCMCCGCUCCCGUUGCUUCAUCUCAGCCCCAAAGACCACAGCAGGGUCAAGUAAAACUCACCAUGGCUCAGCUYAUGCAGCUGACACAAAGCGCUCAGGGAGGCAACCCAGGUCUGACGGUGGUAAUUCAGGGUCAAGGCCAGACCCAGGGCCAGCUUCAGAUCAUCCCACAGGGCGUUACGGUCAUCCCAGGCCCCGGUCAGCAGCUCAUGCAGGCAGCCAUGCCCAAUGGCCAAGUCCAGCGCUUCCUUUUCACUCCUUUACCUCCGUCCUCUUCAGCUCCUGUUUCGGCUCCUGCUAACGCGACCCCUGCCACGACCCAGACCCCUCAAACCCAAAUGUCUUCUCCAACUCCAGUGCGAGCCGUCGCACAAGUUCAGACGACUCCAUCUUCCUUAGCCCAAACACAAAUGACAGCCCCUCUGCCUGCACCCAUACACGCUACAAGCCCGUCGCCGAAGCUAAACGUUGCCUCGAGCCCCGCUUCAGUUCAAACCCAAGUCGCAGCACCCGUUCCCCCUGCAGCUCAUGGCUCUGCACAAACACAGCUUUCACCCACAUUACCCAUCCCGGCGCAGCCACAAAGAUCGGCUCUGUUGCCUCAUUUUCCACAACCUUCCUCUCAAGUUUUACCCUCUACACCGCCUUCAGCUCUCACAUCGCCCCAAGCUGCUUCCUCUGCUCCUAAUUCAGUCCCGAGUGUGAYUCAGACACAAAAUCUCACCUCAUCCCCUGUUCAAAACCAAGCCCUGCCCCAAGCCCAAGUGUCCACCCGCCCACAAGCUUCACUUCCUGCACAAUCCCAAACUAUAAGUUCACCACUUGUACCAGGACAAGCUGUCCUCCAAAGCCAAGUCCAACCACAGUCCCGCAGCCCCGCCCCACGGUUAACUUCAGCCGCUGUUCAGAUGCAGAUUUCUGCUCCCACUCCUCUGUCCCCCAUGUCGGUUCCCCAAGUCACUGCAGCAGCAGCAGCCACUAACUCAACUCACCUUCCCGUCUCCGCCUCACUUCCUUCACCCGUCCAAGUUCCAACCCCCGCCUUGGCACCCAUCUCUGCUCCCGUCAUAGCUGUUGUGUCGACCCAAAUUGCCGUCCCACCCCCGGCCAAAGCUCUAACCCAAAUACAAGGUGCAGCUUCUGCACAUCUUCACGGGGUUGUGGCAAGCGCUGUCGUCACACCGGUCACAGCCACCUCCACUAUACCUUCAGUGCCAGCUCUGAUAGAACAGAAGGCAGCUCAGCCCCAAGUCUGGACUCCAGUCUCCUCUCCAGUUCAGACGGCUCAUCAGGCAUCAGCUCCAGUCACACCGCCUGCCUCUGCACUCGGCUCUGCUCCUGCAUCAGCCUCCACACACUCGCCUGGUAAUCUUCUGCCUCAAACAWCUCUGACUCCUCAGUCUCAAGCACAAGUCCAGCAUCCUGCUGUGAUGUCGAUGCAGCAGGUGUCCCAUAUGCCGGUCUCAGCAGUGCAGGUUCACGUGAAGGGACUACCAGUGUCCUCUGUCAUGUCUACUGUGAGACCCACGCAGCCUCARCUGCAGCCCCAAACCCAUGCUCCGAUUCGGCCCCAGACACAAGCUCAGAUCUGUGCACAGGUCCAGGUCCCUCCCUGCGGUCAAGUGCAGCAGCUGCAGCACAUUCAAAUGCAUCCUCAAGUGCAAGCUCAAAUUCAGCCCCAGGUCCACGUUCAGUUUCAGCCACGGGCUCAAAUUCAGCCUCAAACUCUACAGUCAGCUCAUGCUCAAGUACAACCCCUCACUCAGGUCCAGUCCCCACCUCAACCCCAGCCAAGGGUCCAGCCUCAGUACCUCCCCCAGGUACCAGCUUCAUUUCAAACGCAGCCACAAACACAACCUCAAGCUCUGCAGCAGCCUCAGGUCCAGUCUCAGGCUCAAACUCCACUUCAGCUACAGCCCCAGAUCCAAACCCAGCUCCAGCAGCCGAACCAGAUUCAAGCUCAGGCCUCGCAACAAUCCCACGUUCAUAUUGCAUCACACGUUCAAACUCAGCCCCAGUUUUCAGUCCAGUCCCCACCACAAACCCAAGUUCCAGCCCAGCUUCAGGCCCAAGCCCACAGCCAAGUCCAGGCAAAGCUCCAAGUCCAGUUCCAACCUCAGAACCAGUCUCAAGUUCAACCCCAGCCUCAGCUUCAGGUGCAGUCUCCAAUCAGGCAUCAGGUAAUCACCGUUUCAGGCCUCCAGCAGCCGGUCCAGCUACUCUCAGCCCUGCCGCCUCACAUCGCCUCCCAGAUCCAAGCCCAGAUCCAGGCACAGGCCCAGCAGCAGGGCGGCGCCGUUCCCCAGCAAAUCAAACUGCAGCUACCUAUCCAGAUCCAGCAAACRGGAGGUCAGAUACAAGCCCACCAGAUCCAGAACAUGGUGACCAUACAGGCACCUGCAAACGUUCAGGAGCAGCUUCAGAGGAUGCAGCAGCAGCAGCAACAGCAGCAGCUACAGCAGCAACAACCACCACCAAAGAAAAAGAAACACCUUGAGGCUAAAAGGGAACCAAAAGAGACGAAUCUACAGGUGGUCAGUCCCAAGGAUGGCAUCCAGAAACAGGYGGGAAUGAAGCAGAAUUCUUCAGCAGAGCAGCAGAAACAGAGGAAGAGUCUGGCUGCAGCAGAGCGGGAGGAGAACCAGAGAAUGAUUGUGUGCAACCAGGUGAUGAAGUUCAUCCUCGACAAGAUCGAGAAGGAYGAGAAGCAGGCGGCUAAGAAAAGGAAGAAGGAGGAGGUGGUGGAGCAGAAACGCUCCAAGCAGAACGCCACUAAACUGACCGCGCUGCUGUACAAGCACAAGGAGCAGCUGAAGGCUGAAAUCCUCAAGAAGAGGGCCCUGCUGGACAAAGAGCUGCAGCUUCAAGUCCAGGACGAGCUGAGGCGGGACUUGGCCAGGCUGCAGAGAGAAAAGGAGAAAGCCCGAACKGCCAUCGCCCAGGCCGCUGCAGCGACCAUCAAGGCGGCGGCGUCCUCCCACCUUCCUCACUCUGCACAUUCCUCCCACGGCACACACGCACCAUCCCAUAAACGUCCACGAGAAGACGAGAAAGACAGGGACAAAAACCGAGACCGACAUCACGACAARAGCAAGAAACGGGACAAGGACAGAGACCGACACAGAGACAGAGAUAAAGAAAGAGAGCGAGAUAGGGACAGGGAGAGAGACAAACAUCGGGACAGAGAGCGAGACAAAGACAAGGAAAGGGAUGGAGACCAGGAGCGAGAUCCCAGCUUAUUGAAGCACAAGAAGAAGAAGAAGAAGCUGUCUUCUACCUCAAAGGAUCACAAGAAGGACACCAAGCUGUACUGUAUCUGCAAAACGCCGUACGACGAGUCAAAGUUUUACAUCGGCUGCGACCUGUGCUCCAACUGGUUCCACGGAGCGUGUGUCGGCAUCACAGAGAAGGAGGCCAAGAAGUUAGAGGACUUUGUGUGCAGCGACUGUAAGCGUGGUCAGCAGGCAGGCAGCAGCGAGGAGCUCUACUGCAUUUGUCGGACACCUUAUGAUGAAUCACAGUUCUACAUAGGCUGUGAUCGCUGCCAGAACUGGUACCACGGGCGCUGUGUGGGCAUCCUGCAGAGCGAGGCCAAUCACAUCGACGUGUACGUUUGUCCACAGUGUCAGUCCACAGAAGACGCCAUGACUGUCCUGUCUCCACUCACUGACAAAGACUACGAGGGGCUGAAAAGAAUAUUACGCUCGUUACAGUCUCACAAAAUGGCCUGGCCGUUUCUCGAACCAGUGGAUCCUCACGACGCUCCAGAUUAUUAUCGUGUCAUUAAAGAGCCGAUGGACUUUUCCACCAUGGAAACCCGUUUGCAGAAGCGACAUUACCAGAAGCUCACAGAGUUUGUGGCAGACGUGACCAAAAUCUUCGAUAACUGCCGCUACUACAACCCCAACGACACACCCUUCUUUCAGUGCGCCGAGGUGCUCGAAGCCUUCUUUGUACAGAAACUAAAAGGCUUUAAAGCGAGCAGGUCUCAUAACAACAAGCUUCAAUCUUCUUCAGCCUCUUAGGAAACAUCGCACGUUGAGCAUACAAAAUGCACUUGCCAAGAAUGUGGCUUUUCUGAACUCUGACUCUCUGUGACCGGGUCAUCCGGCGACACYGCUUUCACGGGAUCCUUUCAGGCAGAGCUGCUGGACCAUUUUUAAGCUGUAAAGUUUGGRUGGGUAGUGGGGUGGCCUACCCAGGACCUGUCUUCACCAACCAGGGAGCCUGUACAGAACGACUGAGGCAUUUCAAAAUAAAAGUUUACCUCGGAGAAAACUCUUCUGGAGCUCUCAGAUUUCCAUUGAUAUGUUUUGUAUCUCAGAUUUUUUUUUUUUUAGUAUGUAAAAAGAAAAUUCUUGGGCCAUCCUUGUGCUCAUGUCUGUUCAAAUAGGAAACUGAACACUUGUCUGACCAUCGUGUACCAAGAGUUUUGUGUCUGAACUCAGAUGUCACAGAGGAACAACUUUUCUUAUUUUUCCAUCCAUUUCCACUCAUUGUUUAGUCUGAAKUGGCAUGAAAGAAAGUUUAAGUACUGAAGUACUACAUACUUGGAAAUCAUUAGUCUUCUUGGUCAAACUUCUAUAUAUCCUACUGAAGAGACAGUAAUAAGCUAUUGUAAAUGACUUUAUUUGCAGUAGUGACUGAGAAAGACAUGUUUGAAGGCCCUGUUUGUAAAAUAAAAAUCAUCAGAUUUUUGACUUGAUUUCUUUUUUGUAUUACAGCUGAAGAAAUAUUGAUGUAUAUGKAACUUAAUAAAACAGAAAAGACUGAUA
Molecule: messenger RNA, 10820 nt
Organism: Austrofundulus limnaeus
Lineage: Eukaryota; Metazoa; Chordata; Actinopteri; Cyprinodontiformes; Rivulidae
Product: nucleosome-remodeling factor subunit BPTF
Exons: 31
Coding region: 234-10070 (3278 amino acids)
Biological process (GO): regulation of transcription by RNA polymerase II
Cellular component (GO): NURF complex
Molecular function (GO): RNA polymerase II cis-regulatory region sequence-specific DNA binding
Source: RefSeq, a predicted model, not a curated record